CAGGAAGUCCCGCCCCGGAAGCGGGGGUCUGUGCGGGCCAUGGCGGAGCCUUGGAGGCAGUGGGCGCUGCGGUUGCUGGUCGCGCGCCGGUCUGUGUACAGCGCGGCCCCGUCACGGGACGUGCUGCUCUUCGAGCAUGAACGGGACCGGUUCUUCGCCGUUCUUGGCCUGUUCUGCGCGGGCCAGGGUGUCUUCUGGUCCUCCCUGGCCGUGGCAGCCUUGUCCCGACCUCCGGGCCCGGCGCGGCCCCCGACUCCGGAAGCCCCGGGUCGCGGCGGCUUGGACCUGCGCUCGGCGCUCUGGCGCUACGGCUUGGCUGUCGGCUGCGGCGCCAUCGGGACUCUGGUGCUCGCGGCUGGUCUUCUCUUCUCUGUCCGUUCUGUCCGUUCAGUGAUGCUGCUGGCCGGAGGGCAGCAGGUGACCCUCACCACCCAUGCCCCCUUUGGCUUGGGGGCCCAUUUCACUGUUCCCCUGCACCAGGUAUCCUGCAUGGCCCACCGCAAUGAAGUCCCUGCCAUGUUACCUCUGAAGGUCAAAGGCCGGCGCUUCUACUUCCUCUUGGACAAAGCUGGACACUUUCCCAACAUGCAGCUCUUUGACAACACCGUGGGUGCUUACCGGAGCUUGUGAAGGACUGACCUUGGGUUAUUGGCCCCUCACAGAGGGGGAUAAAUUGAACCUUAGGGACAGGAUGAAGCCAGGGUCACCCAAGGGGCCCAAGAUUCAUAAACAGCAAAUAAAGGAGCAGUCAAGGGCAGCUGACGGUACCUCUAAGUGUU
Messenger RNA from Choloepus didactylus (southern two-toed sloth), 779 nucleotides. RefSeq names its product transmembrane protein 223 (gene TMEM223). The transcript is spliced from 2 exons. NCBI's taxonomy places the organism in Eukaryota, Metazoa, Chordata, Mammalia, Pilosa, Megalonychidae. Gene Ontology annotation, cellular component: mitochondrion. Gene Ontology annotation, biological process: nervous system development. The record is from RefSeq and is a predicted model, not a curated record. Bases 40 to 630 code for a protein of 196 amino acids.